UUGCGGUUUGGUCGUCCCCGGCGGGGAACUGCUGCGAAAGGGGUUGAGGUUCGGUCUUUUAAAAAUACAACAUAAGAAUGGCUUCGAAAAGAGCUCUGGUCAUCCUGGCCAAAGGAGCAGAGGAGAUGGAGACAGUCAUCCCCGUAGAUGUCAUGAGGCGAGCUGGAAUUAAAGUCACCAUCGCGGGUCUGGCUGGGAAAGACCCAGUACAGUGUAGCCGAGACGUCGUCAUUUGUCCUGAUGCCAGCCUGGAAGAUGCAAAAAAAGAGGGACCUUAUGACGUAGUGGUUCUGCCAGGAGGCAAUCUGGGUGCGCAGAAUUUAUCUGAGUCUCCUGCUGUGAAGGAGAUACUAAAGGAGCAAGAAAAAAGGAAAGGCCUCAUCGCCGCCAUCUGUGCAGGUCCUACGGCUCUUUUGGCUCAUGAAAUAGGUUUUGGAAGCAAAGUUACAACACACCCACUUGCUAAAGACAAAAUGAUGAAUGGAAGUCAUUACAGCUACUCCGAGAACCGCGUGGAGAGGGACGGCCUGAUCCUCACGAGCCGCGGGCCCGGGACCAGCUUCGAGUUCGCGCUCGCCAUCGUCGAGGCGCUGAACGGCAAGGACGUGGCUGACCAAGUGAAGGCCCCGCUCGUUCUUAAAGAUUAGAG
Molecule: messenger RNA, 649 nt
Organism: Lontra canadensis (Northern American river otter)
Lineage: Eukaryota; Metazoa; Chordata; Mammalia; Carnivora; Mustelidae
Gene: PARK7
Product: Parkinsonism associated deglycase
Exons: 7
Coding region: 78-647 (189 amino acids)
Biological process (GO): protein deglycation, glyoxal removal; guanine deglycation, glyoxal removal
Cellular component (GO): cytosol; nucleus
Molecular function (GO): protein deglycase activity
Source: RefSeq, a predicted model, not a curated record